Molecule: messenger RNA, 1635 nt
Organism: Candidula unifasciata
Lineage: Eukaryota; Metazoa; Mollusca; Gastropoda; Stylommatophora; Geomitridae
Source: the annotation of a GenBank genome assembly
AUGUUGAAAGUGUUUCUUCUUGCAGCCUGCAGUCUUUAUGUACAAGCCGUAGCCGUCAGAGUCAAAGAUUCCUAUCAAGAAGGAAGUGUCUAUUGUCAGGGCAGAAGCUGCAAGUUUGUUGCUGGAGUUUUAGACUGGAACAGAGCUACAGCAGUGGGAUCAUUCAAUGAAACCAUUCUGUCCACUGGCUGGGGUAUACUGGACAUCAGCGCUGGACAGGCUCGCCUGCCAGAUCAGACUGAUGUAGGGAUCAUGUUUGCUGCAGGUUACCUGGAAGGUGCCUUGACUGCCAGACAAAUGGAGUACCAGUUUACAAAUCUUGCCAAUGUCUUGUUUCCGCCUAAGCCUUCAGACAUAUUAGAAAAGGUAAAGCUCUGGUUUACAGUACAGAGAAGAUGGGCAGAUGAAAUGAUCCAGGCACAUGCUUCUGAUCCAAUCUGGCGCCAUGCUUCUUAUAUUUUGGCACAGCUAGAUGGUCUGUAUGCUGGCUACAAGUCUGCUACAAGCAGUGACGAGCAGACCACCUUGGAUAUGUUUGCAAUCAAUAUCUUAAAUGCCAACGGAGAUCUUCUUGACCUGAUAAGUGCUCUUAGCCCAGAAUCUAUCCCGGAUUGGACCAAAUUUUCUCCACAGGAAGCAGAAAAUUACUUCUAUUCAGGCGGGCACUGCUCAGCACUGAUCAAGCUGUUGCCUGGGUAUGAGAAUAUCUUCAUGUCCCACUCCAGCUGGUUUUUAUACUCAGUCAUGAACAGAAUCUUCAAACAUUACAACCUGAAUGUGACCGAUCCUGCCACGGCAGCAAGAAGGAUAUCCUUCUCCAGUUAUCCAGGUUACCUGGAAUCACUAGAUGACUUCUACCUGCUGGGGAGUGGUCUGGUAAUGUUACAAACCACAAACAGCAUUUACAAUUCAAGCCUGUACAAGCUUGUCAAACCACAAUCCUUGAUGGCAUGGCAGAGAGUCAGAAUUGCCAACAUGAUGGCUCACAAUGGCAAAGAGUGGACAGAGAUUGUCUCCAAGUAUAACUCAGGCACAUAUAACAAUCAGUACAUGGUCGUUGACACAAAGUUAAUCCAGUCCCAGAGUCCACUGCCAGACAAUAGUUUGUGGGUCGCCGAGCAGAUCCCUGGUCUGGUCGUUGCAGAAGAUCUGACACCGAUACUGAGAGCAGGCUACUUCCCGUCGUACAAUAUUCCUUUCUUUGAGGAAAUCUACAACAAGAGUGGUUAUCCAGAGUUUGUGGCCCUACAUGGGAAGAAUUACACCUAUGAACUAGCACCCAGGGCAAAAAUCUUCCGCAGGGACCAGUCUUCUGUCAAAGAUAUGGACACCUUCAAAGCUAUCAUGCGAUAUAAUGACUACCAGAAUGACCCAUAUAGUGGAGGAAGUCCCUGGAAUUCAAUAUGUGCUAGAGGAGAUUUGGCCAUAAAUCAGACUACACCAUCAGGAUGCUAUGAUACAAAGACGACUGAUUUGAACAUGGCCAGAAAUUUCCAAGCUGAUAUUAUAAAUGGGCCAACCACUGGCACCAGACUUGCCCCUUUCUCUUGGACCGGGAAAUAUGCAUCAAAGUCUCAUGCUGGACUUCCUGAAACAUUCAAUUUCUCUUUUGUGAGAACACAGCCCAGAUUCUAA